UUAAUAGCGUUAGGUGGUUUGGCUGGCUCUCUUGGCUUUGCGUUGGCUUAAUUUUUUCGUUUUUCAUUUUCGGCCCCAUCAUAUCGGUUAUCGUAAAGUUUUUAAGUGGGUCUUCGCUUGGCGGUUGGAUUUUGCAGUGAUUUUUUCCUUCUGGGUUACGUGUGUCGUUCCAGAUAGAAACGGAAAACUUUGUGGGGUGUAAGUUUUUGGAAAAGUUGCUAAUAAGGCAGGUUCCAGUGAUAAGGGAAAUUGAUAAAUGAAAUUUGGGGCCUUUUUGAGCGCCUAGGAGUGCAAAAAAAACAGCACCAGAAAACCCAAACAAAGUCGCGUAACAGAAUUAUUUACGUGCCCGGGCUGAGUAAACUCAGUUGAAGCAAGUGCAGCACCAAUACGAUUUUUUGUUAAACUUACCAGUACAAUUUCAGUUGCUGUUGAUAGUGGAUUGGUCGAGCUAAAAACAAGUUCUUUGGGGCCAUCGCUAGAGGAAAUUCAAUUGCGAUCUUCUAUAUCAUUUCGACGAGGAGCCCCGGAAAAAGUGUGCCUUUGUUUAGGUGAUACGUAUUUUCUCUCCUUAAAUUGGUGAGAUUCCCGUUUUUUGUUGUGUUUCUUGAGGAAGAAAAAUCCUCCUGGUGCGUUCCAAAUUACAGAAAUUCGAGCCUGUGUUGCUAGUGAUUAUUUUGUGCUUUCCAAGAAGGAUAGCAGCAACAGCAGCAUUAAUUCGUUCGACAACCAAGUGGAGAAAAAAGUGUCAGUUAUUGUUUUGUUUUGGUGAUUUUUAUUUACGUUUGUUGGAAGCUGUCAACGAUGGAUUCUCUGCUUCGCCGAAGGAUGCUUCUCCCGAAAAGAUACGCCGAGCUGGUGGCGCUGAUUGCCAUCUCCAGCACGCUGUUCCUCUUCCUGCACACCCAAAGUCUGACGUCGCGACUGCGGGAAAUGGAAGAUAAAUUGCAGCCAUCGUCAUUAAUGUCGAGCAGUGGUUUAAGUGGUAAUUCAAUUAGUCAAGCUGAUUCCGGAAUAGCAGCAGCAGCAGCCGUCAAUCAGAACAGCCUGCAGCAUUUGCAGCCGAGGCCCGGGGAAAGUAAUCUGCACCAGGCAUAUUCGAUGCUGAAAAGCAACGGCCAGAUGCAAAAUCUCCGGGCACUUGACGUUAAUAACACCGCCCGCUCUCAGGCGCCAAUCGUGUUCUUCAAUCGGGUACCGAAAGUGGGCAGCCAAACCUUUAUGGAACUUUUGCGGCGCCUAGCGAUGCGUAACGAGUACACCUUUCACCGGGAUGUGGUUCAGCGUUUGGAGGUGAUCCGAUUGACCCCUGAUCGGCAGCAGGAGCUGGCCCAGAUGAUCACGGAACUGCCGAUGCCUUCGGUUUACGUGAAGCAUGUCUGCUACACCAAUUUCACCCGCUUCAAUAUGCCGAUGCCAAUCUACGUCAAUAUGGUGCGAGAUCCGGUCGAAAGGGUCAUCAGUUGGUACUACUACGUUCGAGCUCCCUGGUAUUAUGUGGAACGGAAACAGGCUUUCCCGGAUCUACCGUUGCCGGAUCCCCGCUGGCUGAAGAAGGAUUUCGAAACUUGUGUGCUGCAGGGUGAUCCGGAAUGUACCUAUGCCCAGAAUGCCGUCCACGAGGGCAUCGGAGAUCACCGUAGGCAGUCGCUGUUCUUCUGUGGUCACGAGGAGGAGUGUUUACCCUUCAACAGCCAGGGUGCCCUGGAGCGAGCGAAGUACGCUGUCGAGAGCCAGUACGCCGUGGUCGGAGUGCUCGAGGACCUCAACACCACCCUAGCAGUGAUGGAGCGAUACAUUCCGAAAUUUUUCGCCGGUGCUGCCGAUGUGUACUUUAAUGAGGUUAGCGUUCUGCAGAAGAUCAACAAGAACAACUUCAAACCACCAGUCAGCGAAGACAUCAAAAACAUUGUCCGUCGAAACUUUACCCGGGAGAUCGAGUUCUACCAGUUCUGCAAGCAGCGACUGUACAAACAAUACCUGGCCACGCAGCUUCCGGUGAACUGAUCGAAUUGAUGCAGAGGGCAGCACACAGUAAAUCCGAAAACACCACAACAAACCAUCUCGGAGGAGUCUGGUGACAUGGUCUUGAUAAAUUUUUUGACUCAAAACACAGUUUACAGUCAUACCGUUUGGUUCGAAAAUUGACCCAGCAAUCUUUUAACGAGUAUUUUUUUCUGAACCGCUCAAUUCUGUGUUUAUUUAUACAAAAAUCCUUCUUGAAUUUUUUAAUUUUCGGUAAGACAGUGUCACAAAAUUCCGACGAGAGAUCCUUCAAGUUCCACUUAAUAAUUAUUUGUAUUGUAACAUAACGAUAGAAGAGUUUUAAUUUCAAGGAUGAAUUCUUUUGUGAAAGAUAGAUGCACGUUUUACAACUAAGCUAGAGAAUUAUAAUGAGAUACAAACUAUUUAUGUGAACAUACUCGUUUUCCAGCACACCAACUCUCGAGUUCAAAGGGUUACUCUACAAAAAAAAGGAUUUUCAUUUUUUUAAAUUUCAACACUCAAUAAUUUUACAACACUUGUUGGCAAACGAUGCAUUGACGGAUACUAUAAGAUGAAUUGAGGAAUGAAGCUUAUUUUAAAUCAAAACAAUGAUAUUCAUACCGAAUCCAUGAUUUUUACUUUCGAUAAGAGCAUGUGAGAGCGAAAAAACAGUGAACAGAUUAAUAUGAAUGUGAUAAGAUGAUGAAAGAGCUGAAGCACAAGCUGGAAGGAAAUGUAUAAAUUUGUUGACGACCAAGCUUGGAGGGUCGAUUAAUUUUAUUUUAUUACUUGACGAUGACAUCAGAGCGUAGACGUUUUUUUAAACAACUAGUUUAUAGAUGUAUACAUUGUAGAAAAAAAUUAGAAAUAAAUUUAAUUUAUGAUAAA
Uranotaenia lowii is the source of this 2874-nucleotide messenger RNA. It is a transcript of the gene pip, whose product is annotated as heparan sulfate 2-O-sulfotransferase pipe. The coding region runs from base 805 to 2007 and encodes 400 amino acids. Gene Ontology annotation, cellular component: membrane. The record is from RefSeq and is a predicted model, not a curated record. Lineage: Eukaryota; Metazoa; Arthropoda; Insecta; Diptera; Culicidae. Gene Ontology annotation, molecular function: sulfotransferase activity. The transcript has 6 exons.